AUGGCCAAGAAGAACCUCACCUUAGUGACCGAAUUCCUCCUCAUCGCCUUCACUGACUGUCCUGAAUGGACGCUCCCUCUCUUCCUCAUGUUUCUAAUCAUCUAUCUCUUCACCUUGUUGGGAAACCUGGGCAUGAUCAUCCUGAUCUGCACAGAUUUCCGGCUUCAGACUCCAAUGUACUUCUUUCUGAGUCACCUCUCCUUCAUGGACAUCUGCUACUCCUCUGUCACUGUGCCCCAGAUGAUGGCUGUGCUGUUGGAACAUGGGGCAGCUCUAGCCUACACACGCUGUGCAACUCAAUUCUUCCUCUUCACUUUCUUUGGUUCCAUCGACUGCUUCCUCCUGGCUCUCAUGGCCUAUGACCGCUAUGUGGCCGUGUGCCAGCCCCUGCUCUAUGUCACCAUCGUGACACACAAGGCCCGCUGGAGUUUUGUGGCUGGAGCUUACGUGGCUGGUUUCUUCAGUGCCUUGGUACGGACCAUCUCUGCGUUUUCUCUCACUUUCUGUGGAACCAAUGAGAUUGACUUCCUUUUCUGUGACCUCCCUCCCCUUCUAAAGCUGACCUGUGGAGACAGCUACGUUCAGGAAAUGGUGAUUAUUGUGUUUACCAUUUUUGUCAUCCCUGUUUGCAUGGUGGUCAUCUUGGUGUCCUACUUCUUUAUCAUUGUGGCCAUUUUGAAGGUCCCCUCAACUGGAGGCCGGGCCAAGACCUUCUCUACCUGUGUCUCCCACCUCACGGCUGUGUCGCUCUUCUUUGGCACCCUCAUCUUCAUGUAUCUGAGAGAUAACUCAGGCCAGUCCUCACAUAAGGACCGGAUGGUAUCUGUCUUCUACACGACAGUCAUUCCCAUGUUGAACCCUCUCAUCUAUAGCUUGAGGAACAAGGAAGUAAAAGAAGCAGUGAAGAAAAUCCUCAACAGAAUCAAGUUGUCCUAA
This is a messenger RNA of Erinaceus europaeus (western European hedgehog), 936 nucleotides long. RefSeq names its product olfactory receptor 9Q1. The transcript has a single exon. NCBI's taxonomy places the organism in Eukaryota, Metazoa, Chordata, Mammalia, Eulipotyphla, Erinaceidae. Bases 1 to 936 code for a protein of 311 amino acids. Gene Ontology annotation, cellular component: membrane. The record is from RefSeq and is a predicted model, not a curated record. Gene Ontology annotation, biological process: G protein-coupled receptor signaling pathway; sensory perception of smell. Gene Ontology annotation, molecular function: odorant binding; olfactory receptor activity; G protein-coupled receptor activity.